Messenger RNA from Schizophyllum commune H4-8, 1022 nucleotides. RefSeq lists its product as uncharacterized. Bases 430 to 927 code for a protein of 165 amino acids. The transcript has a single exon. NCBI's taxonomy places the organism in Eukaryota, Fungi, Basidiomycota, Agaricomycetes, Agaricales, Schizophyllaceae. The record is from RefSeq and is a predicted model, not a curated record. Gene Ontology annotation, biological process: carbohydrate metabolic process.
CAAUCAAGGAGACGGGCUCGUCCAGGCAUUCGCCGUGAUACUACCCGAUCGCGCGAGUGUUCGAGCUUGAAGGAGGAAGGAAUUCUUUUACUGUGGUACAGCAACGACUACAGUAACGAUCUGCCGCACUGGUAUGACAACCCUAAACUGUGUGAGGCAUGUCACUCAUGGGUGUAGGAUACCUUAUCCGGGAGGCGCAGCGGAUGAAGGCUCGCUCAUCGUUCUCGUAAGUCAUCGACAGACUCGCGCGAAGACCGUGCUUACCCUACUACCUCGUGCAGUACACUCUCGAUACGAAUGACUAAAAGGUAGGUUCAGGAUCUGAAGAGAAGUACGUUUGCUUCCAGAGCUCGCCUCGAGGGUAGAACGCCGGCUACCAGGCGUUCAUCUCUCCCGACGACUUUUCCUCGUAUUUCAUCGCCGCGUUCAAUGAACUAUGCGCGGAAGGCGUGCAGGGUCAUAAAAAUAUGCUAUCUUGGGCUGCAUUGUCGGAGUGUUGGACGCCCUGCACGCCUGGCGGGGCUGCGCAAGUUCAUUGAGUAUUCGAAGAGCACUGAGGAGGGCGUCUGGUUUGCUACACGCGAGGAGAUUGCAAAGCACUGGAUUGAGAGGUUUCCGUACAAGGUAAAUCAAGUUGCUUCGAAGUUUUCGGAGGAAAAGGGAGGGCGUUCGUGUAAGAGCAACUGCUUCAAACGUUGUAUGCUCGCAGUUCGCCCAGCACUGGGUGUUCAUCACCACGAUGAGAUAGAAAUCGAGAGGAGAAGUUCAAAGAAAUGUGAAGAUGAAAGAGGAGCAGGAGGAACGUUUAUCGGAUUGAGCGCACGAGAUGCCCGCGUACUUGACAGUCGAACGUGGGUAUUUAAGGAGUUCGAAGAGGGCAAAUCCUUUGCUGAGUCGAGGGACGUAGCUUUGAGGCUGCACAGAUAAUGAGGUAUUCCUCGUCCAGCUGUUUUUACGAAAGGGUUCUUUGCGCGAGAAGGGCUGACAUCGGAACUUGGUGACUGGGAAGGUGAGCGUUGGGC